Gavia stellata (red-throated loon) is the source of this 2215-nucleotide messenger RNA. RefSeq names its product DNA polymerase eta (gene POLH). The transcript has 10 exons. Gene Ontology annotation, biological process: response to radiation; error-prone translesion synthesis. Bases 1 to 2088 code for a protein of 695 amino acids. Gene Ontology annotation, cellular component: nucleus; replication fork; site of double-strand break. Lineage: Eukaryota; Metazoa; Chordata; Aves; Gaviiformes; Gaviidae. Gene Ontology annotation, molecular function: damaged DNA binding; DNA-directed DNA polymerase activity. The record is from RefSeq and is a predicted model, not a curated record.
AUGUCACGGGGGCGGGAGCGCGUGGUCGCCCUGGUGGACAUGGACUGCUUCUUCAUGCAGGUGGAGCAGCGCCUCGACCCACAACUGCGCGGUCGCCCCUGCGCCGUGGUGCAGUACACCGAGUGGCAGGGCGGCGGGAUCAUCGCGGUGAGCUACGAGGCGCGCGCCUUCGGCGUGUCCCGCGGGAUGUGGGCGACGGAGGCGCGGGCGCUGUGCCCCGAACUGGCGCUGGCGCGGGUGCCGCAGGCGCGGGGCAAGGCGGACCUCACCCGGUACCGGGAGGCCAGCGCGGAGGUGAUGCAGGUGCUGUCGCGCUUCGCCGCCAUCGAGCGGGCCAGCAUCGACGAGGCGUACCUGGACCUGACGGGCAGCGCGCGGGAGCGGCUGCGGGCCCUGCGGGGUGGCCCCCUGGCGGCCGCGCUGCUGCCCACCACCUUCGUGCAGGGGCUGCCCGACGACCCCGGCCCCCAGCCCGGCGGGAAGGAGGAGCUGCGGCAACGUGGCUUGCACGAGUGGCUAGCGUCGCUGUCUUUCGAUAACCCUGAUUGUCCUGACCUGCAGCUGACCAUGGGUGCAAUAAUUGUGGAAGAAAUGAGGGUGGCUGUAGAAGCAGCCACUGGAUUCAGGUGUUCAGCUGGGAUUUCACACAACAAGACACUAGCAAAACUGGCCUGUGGGUUAAACAAGCCCAACCGCCAGACACUAGUAUCUUCGCGAUUUGUCCCGCAGCUCUUCAGUCAACUGCCUGUCAGCAAUAUCCGUAACCUAGGAGGCAAGCUUGGCACUGCCAUCACAGACAUCCUGGGAGUAGAGUACAUCGGGCAGCUGACGCAGUUCAGCGAGACAGAACUCCAGACUCACUUUGGAGACAAAACUGGGUCCUGGCUCUAUGACUUGUGCAGAGGAAUUGAAGAGGAACCUGUCAAAAACCGGUACCUGCCCCAGUCCAUUGGCUGCAGCAAGAACUUCCCUGGGAGGACAGCCCUGGCCACACAGAAGGAGGUGCAACACUGGCUCCUGCAGCUGGCCUUGGAGCUGGAAUCCAGACUGAUCAAGGACAGGAGUCAGAAUCACCGAGUGGCCAAGCAGCUGAUGGUGGUCAUCCGCAUGCCGGGAGACAUCCGGGUGUCCCGCUUUUGCGCUCUGUCCCGCUAUGAUGCCCAGAAGAUGUGCAACGAUGCCUUUGCCCUCAUCCAAAACUGCAACAUGGCUGGGGCUCACCAAGCGGCCUGGUCUCCACCGCUCAUAUCAGUGCUUCUUUCGGCAAGCAAGUUCUCAGAGCCUGCCACACUCUCUGCAGGCAUCGCCACCUUCCUGACGAGUGAUACCCAGCAUGAUGGCACUGCCACUGCCAGCCAAAACGCCACGUCUUCAAGGAGGCCCAGGGUCAAGUUCUUUAGGAGCCCAAGCAAAGAGCUUAGGCAGAAGCCAGCUAAUGCUAUUGAGUCAUUCUUCCAAAAGGUGGCAGAAAGGCAGCAGUCACAGAUGGCAGUAGCAACCAGCCUGCCUGCUGCUGCCACUGCAGAGUCACCUAUGUCCAGCUCCCUAGAGCACCAAGAGAGAGAUGGCAUUGGACUUGCUUCUGUGCAGUGUGACCUGGAGUCCCCUGUGAAGUGGAGUCCCAGAGAUGGGAGCCCUACUUCUCCUUACAAGAGGCUUCCCUGUGAGAAGUCGCUGGCUGAUGCUAUACAAGUACCCUCGACUCCACCCAGCUCCAGGACCCUUCUGAAAUUAGAGCCAGCUAUGGAGGGAAACGAGCAGAAUUUGCCACCCUUUCCUGAGCUCACCCCAUUCCCUCCUGCCUCGCCGGGGGACCAGCAGCGCUGCGAGAAGUGUGGCCAGCUCGUGCUGGUGUGGGAGUUCCCAGAGCACAUGGACUAUCACUUUGCUCUGGAGCUGCAAAGCUCCUUCCUGGAGCCCAGUGCUCCCGUGGCUUCGGCAGCAGCUCCCAGCCCAAAGGCUGCAGCUUCCAGGUCUCCUGCCAAGGCAAAGAACAAGCCCAAGACUCCAGCAGAAUCUAGUGCAAAACGACCCAGAGAAGGUGUGACAAGAACUUUAGAUUUUUUCUUUAAGCGCUUACCUCCUUAACUCCCAGCCACGCUGGCAGUUUUUAGAUAAUCAGUGUUUUUAAAGAAUCAAUGUUUUUAAAUACAGUUAAAAGUUUUUAUAGUGCCUGUCAGGUUUUAAUGCAGAAACAUCUAAUAAAUUAUCUCUA